AUGAUCGUGGCCGACAUUAUCACCAUCUUCAAAGCCCACCCGUGGCUUGUCUGCCCGGUGAUCCUUCUCUUCUACUUCGCCUACAAUCGCUAUGCCCAGGGCCUGAGCCGGUUCAAUGGUCCUUUCCUUGGUUCCCUAACAGACUUGUGGCGAGUGUAUGAUGUGCAAGCCACCUCACACCUGCCACCCUUCCUUCAUUUACAUGAGAAGUAUGGGGGCAUUGUGCGACUUGGUCCCAAAAAGCUCUGUUUUGCCCAACCCGAAGCUAUCAGAGACAUUUAUGGCUCAAAGGGUCUCUCAAAGAAAUCGGACCUUCAUCUCGUCUCUCAGCCAACCUCCCAAGGCGUCAUAUUCCCAACUCUGUUCUCCACAACAGACCAAGCCUGGCACGAUGCUGUGCGUAGGAGCGUCAGUUCCGCAUUUACGAUGAGCACCAUGGUCCAAUACGAGGAGAUGGUCAACGAUACAAUUGCUGUCCUCUUUAAGCAACUUGAGGAGCGAUUUGAUGGUAGACCUGGGGAUGACGGCGUGAUCGAUUUUCCCAAGUGGAUCCAUUUCUUCACGGACGACGCGAUUACUAGAAUCACCUAUGGCCAGAGUCUUGGUCACAUGGAGUCGGGCCAAGAUGUGGACAAUAUCCUAGCCUUUAUGCAUGCUGCUGGCACCCGCCAUAUCAUUGUCUCGCAGAUGCCGUCGCUCGACUAUGUCAUCCGAAAGAAUCCCGUGUACCUCUGGCUGCAACGACAAGGGUUGUUCAGAACGGCACCAGGAAAGGCUGUGGUCUUUGCAUCCAAGCAUCAGUCCGAGCGUCGUCGUAAAUUCGAAAACAGAAAGGCCAGGGAAGCUGAAACCGAUGUAGAGUCGGACAUGACCCUGACUGACCGUCUACUCUUGGCGACGGAGCAGAAGCAGAACAUGGGCGACAAGGAGCUCUUGGCUAUGGGUCUGUCGCUGGUUGCUGGUGGCUCAGACACAACAGCUAUUAGUCUGAGCGCACUCUUCUACUAUCUGAUGAAAAAUCCCGAAUGUUAUCGGAAACUGACCAAGGAGAUUGACGAUGCUGCAGAGGCGGGCCGCGGCGUCAGGGUUGUUCGAGAGGCUUCCAAUCAAUCCAGUCACUGGGGACUCAUGUUUUCAGAGGCUCAAAAGUCUCCAUACUUGAGUGCAUGCAUCAAAGAGGCAUUUCGCAUGCAUCCGGCCACUCGUUGGUUCCCAGAGCGUGUCGUCGAAGGCGCGGGGCAGACGAUUUGUGGCGAGCACAUACCGGCCGGUACAGUGGUUGGAGUCAGCGCCUGGGCAAUUCACCGAAACAAGGAUAUCUAUGGUGAAGACGUAGAUAAGUUUCGGCCAGAACGAUGGCUGGACGAGGACGAGGAAAGGCUCAAGUUGAUGGGCCGAUAUCUCUCCCAAUUUGGUUCAGGUGGCAAUUACACCUGCAUCGGUAAGAAUAUAGCCUUGUUGGAAAUGCAUAGGCUGGUUCCUGCCUUUGUCCGACGAUUCCAUAUUGAAAUGGUCAACCCGGACAGGCCAUGGAGGUUUCUAUCGAACAACUUUGUUGUGGUGACGGAUUUCGACGUGAGGAUCAAAAGACGCCAUUUGGACUAA
Clonostachys byssicola is the source of this 1605-nucleotide messenger RNA. NCBI's taxonomy places the organism in Eukaryota, Fungi, Ascomycota, Sordariomycetes, Hypocreales, Bionectriaceae. The record is from the annotation of a GenBank genome assembly.